GUCGCGUGCAGCCUGCUGCAGUACAGCCUGCAAGUAGUCUCCGUCAUGUUCGCCGGCCACCUCGGCGAGCUCUCCCUCUCCGGCGCCUCCGUCGCCUCCUCCUUCGCCAACGUCACCGGCUUCAGCGUCCUGCUGGGAAUGGGGAGCGCGCUGGACACACUGUGUGGGCAAUCAUACGGGGCAAAACAGUACCAUAUGCUGGGGACACAUGCCCAGAGGGCAAUCUUCGUUCUCAUGCUCGCGAGCGUUCCGCUGGCCUUCGUGUUGGCCUACACCGGCCAAAUCCUCGUUGCUCUUGGUCAGAAUCCAGAGAUAUCGUACGAAGCUGGAGUCUACGCCCGGCUGCUGAUCCCUGGUCUUUUCGCGUACGGCUUGCUCCAGUGCCUUACAAAGUUCCUGCAAGCCCAAAGCAUCGUCAACCCGCUGGUGGUUUGUUCUGGGGUGACGUUGGUAUUCCACAUUCUGCUGUGCUGGUUCCUUGUUCAGAAUUCCGGUCUUGCCAACAGGGGUGCGGCUUUGGCGACCUCGAUAUCUUACUGGUUCAAUGUGGUAUUGCUGGCGAUGUAUGUGAAAUUCUCUGAAGCUGGCAGAAGGAGCUGGCAUGGAUGGUCAAGGGCGGUGCUAAAGGAUGUCAACUUGUAUUUGAGUCUGGCCAUUCCAUCUACAUUUAUGACCUGCUUGGAGUACUGGGCAUUUGAGAUGGUGGUUCUCCUUGCAGGUUUUCUACCAAAUCCAAAACUGGAAACUUCAAUUUUAUCCAUCAGCCUAAACACAAUGUGGAUGGUUUAUACAAUUCCAAGUGGUCUCAGCAGUGCAAUAAGUAUUAGAGUGUCCAAUGAAUUAGGCGCGGGGAAUCCACAAGCUGCACGGCUAUCGAUUCUUAUUUCAGGAAUUAUGUGCCUAGUAGAAGGCCUUGUUGUAGCUAUCAUCACAAUUUGUGUACGAGAUGUCUGGGGUUACUUGUACAGUAAUGAAGAAGAGGUGGCAAAGUAUGUAUCCAUAAUGAUGCCAAUUCUUGCUACUUCUAACUUCAUGGAUGGACUACAAUGCACGCUAUCAGGUGCUGCUAGAGGGGUUGGAUGGCAGAAAGUAUGCUCCUUCAUCAACCUGUGUGCUUACUAUGCUGUUGGCAUCCCUUCAGCUGUUAUCUUUGCAUUUGUUCUGAAGAUCGGUGGCAUGGGGCUUUGGUUGGGGAUCAUAUGUGCAAUGGUAGUGCAAAUAUUAGCUCUGCUUGUGAUGAUGAUUCGUACCAAUUGGGAUAAAGAGGCUGAAAUAACAUGGGCUAGGACUAGAGUUCAGGAAUCAGAUGGCAGGGUAGCGUUGGCUUGAAAUGCCAUAGUUUCUCGUUAUGACGCCAAUAAGCUAGGUAGAUGCUCUAUCUAUCUUAUACCUUUUCAUAUCUGUCCGAUGUAAAUUUGCUAUGAUCAAGUGAUUGAUCAGUUUUA
Messenger RNA from Lolium rigidum, 1445 nucleotides. Its product is annotated as protein DETOXIFICATION 16-like. Gene Ontology annotation, cellular component: membrane. Gene Ontology annotation, molecular function: antiporter activity; xenobiotic transmembrane transporter activity. The coding region runs from base 46 to 1329 and encodes 427 amino acids. Lineage: Eukaryota; Viridiplantae; Streptophyta; Magnoliopsida; Poales; Poaceae. Gene Ontology annotation, biological process: xenobiotic detoxification by transmembrane export across the plasma membrane. The transcript is spliced from 8 exons. The record is from RefSeq and is a predicted model, not a curated record.